Messenger RNA from Suillus clintonianus, 1553 nucleotides. Its product is annotated as peptidase family C78-domain-containing protein. The transcript has 11 exons. Bases 37 to 1419 code for a protein of 460 amino acids. Lineage: Eukaryota; Fungi; Basidiomycota; Agaricomycetes; Boletales; Suillaceae. The record is from RefSeq and is a predicted model, not a curated record.
AGUGCUUAAGUUAAAGUACUUGCGCGCGCGACGCGGAUGGACUCGGACGAUGAGGUACAAAUUAUGGGUGAGAGCAGCUCACGGCCGUCCCAUGUUGGCCCAACCCUGUGCCAGUUGUGUGACAUGAACUUCGACUCCGAGAAUCUCAGCGAACUUCAACGCCAUCAGCAUUAUGAAGCACACUUCAACCCCAGCUCUAGUAAACAACCAUCUAGUAAUAAGUUCAGGAAGCCAACGAUACCCAAAGACUUGUUCAAACCCCACAGCUACCCACUGCAACUGAGAAAGAAACCUGCAGAUGACUUUUGGUAUCCGACUUUGUCGAGACCGCCACCUGACAACUGCACCCCAGGCUUGAUCCCGCUCUUGAAGCACGCUUUGAAGAAAUCUCAUACCAAAGGAAACACCCGUCGAGCUGUUCUCUGUUGUGAAUCGGCUACGCAUAUUAGUGUCGAAGCAUUCGAUCGCCGAUGGGGAUGCGGAUAUCGCAAUUUCCUCAUGGCAUGUGCCGCGCUCAUGGACCAGCAAAUUCAGAGCAUAUAUUUUGCAUUACUAGAUGAUCCCUUUCCCCCCAGUGUUCGCAAUCUGCAACGUUGGAUGGAAGCUGCGUGGAAGGAAGGUUAUGAUCGUGAAGGUGCCAAAGACCUAGGGAACAAAUUGGUAGAAACAAACAAAUGGAUUGGUACAGGAGAACUCUAUACCGCGUUCACAUCUCGCGCAGUCCCCUCACAGCUGAUAGAUUUUGAUCUCUCAAAAAGCGAGAAAGGGAUUCAAGUUAUGAUAGACUGGAUUGUCCAGUACUUUUCGCCGCCAAAUCCAAAUCAGGGCACGGUGACUGAUGUCCUCCGCGGUGCUUCACCUGUGGUUGCGACGGAUAAAAUGCCUCUGGUUCUGCAGUUCAGUGGACAUUCUCAAACAAUCGUUGGAUACGAGAUCUCAAAGAAUGGGGAUACGAAUCUUCUCGUGUUUGACCCUUCAAGGCCCCCGAGACUCAGUGUGCGUCGAGCUGCAAUAGCUGGACCUUCCUCUGUUGUAUGGGAACAGUCGCGGACCAACCAAGUGCUGCAUUCUGUCAUGCAUCCAACAUCUAACGGACGUUCCUCGAAGCUGAAACGUCCUUCAUCAUCUUCUGAUCUGCGACAGCACAAACGAACCAAAUCAUUUGAGUCAGACGAUGAAAUCAUGGUCGUGGAAAACGUUAAUGACACGCCCAAGAAUGACCAUGGAUCGGGCAUUUCUCCAGGUCAAACACAGCUAUCCACGCUUGACCCUGCUAAUGUCGUGAAUCAUUUUCGGCUUAGCAUGUCUAAAUUGCAGCGCAAGAAAGACUACCAGAUACUGUACUUCCCCAUGACUGAUCCAUGGUCUAUUGAAGAACGCAACAAGCGAAAGGUUGUGAGGAGUAUCUUGGGUUGUUGAUUUUUCUUGAUUUAGCCCCAUGCGCAUGUUUCCCCUUGUUUUAUUUACAUUACACCCCAUAAUUUGACAUGUUUUUGAUCACCCAUUUGCACAGGAUACGUGGAUGGUGGGGCAUGACCAAGUAAAUUCAAGCG